CGCCCGCCACGGCGGUGCUGAGCCCCCGGGGUCCUGAUUGUCCUUUGCAGAGAUCCAAGCUCGGAGAUCCUUAGCUCGGGGCCCGGAACAGCAGCGGCCAGUGCGAGAGCGCCUCCCGGGAGGCUAGAUCGCCCAGAGCAGAAGCGGCCCCUGGUGACAUAUAAAUCUUGGUCUAACGCGCGGCCGCAGACCGUCGAGCUGGAAUUCCCUGCGGCUGACUCUAGCCUGUGUCCGGAGUGUGGCGUCCCAACCUACAGCCCACUGCAACAUGCCGGCUUUGUCCACGGGAUCGGGGAGCGACCCAGGUCUAUACGAGCUGUUGGCUGCUCUGCCAGCCCAGCUGCAGCCACAUGCGGACAGACAGGAAGACCUGACCUUCCUCUGGGGUAUGUUUGGCGAAAAAAGCCUGCAUUCACUGGUGAAGAUUCAUGAAAAACUGCACUAUUAUGAGAAGCAAAAUCCAGUGCCUUUCCUCCAGGCUGCUGUGGCCUUGGCCGAUGACCUGGCUGAAGAACUUCAGAACAAGCCAUCAAGCAGUGAGAUCAGAGAGCUGUUGAAACUUCUGUCAAAACCCAAUGUGAAGGCUUUGCUUUCUGUACAUGAUUCUGUGGCUCAGAAGAAUUAUGGUCCUGUGUUGCCUCCUAUGCCUGAUGAUAUUGAUGAAGAGGAAGACUCAGUGAAAAUCAUUCGUCUGGUGAAAAAUAGAGAACCACUGGGAGCUACUAUAAAGAAAGAUGAGCAGACUGGAGUGAUCAUCGUGGCCCGAAUCAUGCGAGGAGGAGCUGCUGAUAGAAGUGGUCUUAUUCAUGUGGGUGAUGAACUUAGAGAAGUGAAUGGGAUACCAGUCGAGGAUAAAAGGCCCGAGGAAAUAAUUCAGAUUUUGUCUCAGUCUCAGGGAGCCAUUACAUUUAAGAUUAUACCCAGCAUCAAAGAAGAGACACCAUCUAAAGAAGGCAAGAUGUUUAUCAAAGCUUUCUUUGACUAUGACCCUAAUGAGGAUAAAGCAAUUCCCUGUAAGGAAGCUGGGCUCUCCUUCAAAAAGGGAGAUAUUCUUCAGAUUAUGAGCCAAGAUGAUGCAACCUGGUGGCAAGCAAAGCAUGAAGGCGAUGCCAACCCUCGAGCAGGCUUGAUUCCCUCAAAGCAUUUCCAGGAAAGGAGAUUGGCUCUGAGAAGGCCAGAAAUACUAAUUCAGCCUUCGAAAGGUUCCAACAGGAAAUCAUCUGGUUUCAGGAGAAGCUUCCGUCUUAGUAGAAAAGAUAAGAAAACAAACAAAUCUAUGUAUGAAUGCAAGAAGAGUGACCAGUAUGACACCGCUGAUGUACCCACGUAUGAAGAAGUGACACCAUAUCGGCGACAAACUAAUGACAAAUACAGACUUGUGGUCUUGGUUGGUCCUGUGGGAGUAGGUUUGAACGAGCUGAAACGAAAGCUGCUGAUCAGUGAUACACAGCACUAUGGUGUGACGGUGCCCCAUACAACCAGAUCAAGAAGAAGCCAGGAGAGUGAUGGUGUUGAAUAUAUUUUCAUUUCCAAGCAUUUGUUUGAGACAGAUAUACAAAAUAACAAGUUUAUUGAAUACGGUGAAUAUAAGAACAACUACUAUGGCACUAGUAUAGACUCAGUCCGGUCAGUUCUAGCUAAAAACAAAGUGUGUUUGUUGGAUGUUCAACCCCAUACAGUGAAGCAUUUACGUACACUUGAAUUUAAGCCCUAUGUGAUAUUUAUCAAGCCUCCAUCAAUAGAGCGUUUGAGAGAGACAAGAAAAAAUGCAAAGAUUAUUUCAAGCAAAGAUGACCAAACAGCUGCAAAGCCCUUUACUGAAGAAGACUUUCAGGAAAUGAUAAAAUCUGCACAAAUAAUGGAAAGUCAAUAUGGUCACCUUUUUGACAAAACUAUAGUAAAUGAUGACCUCACUGUUGCAUUCAAUGAGUUAAAAACAACUUUUGAUAAAUUAGAGACAGAUGCUCACUGGGUCCCAGUGAGCUGGUUGCAUUCUUAGUUAAGGGCCAUUUCCAAUAACCACUGUUUUCAUAGAGUGCAUGAUUGACUCUGUGACCAUUCUGGUGGUAGGGUUUUAUCACUGUUCUAGGUGUGCAAUCUUGGUUAAAUUUGAAUAUUGGCUUUUGUAUCUUUUUUAAUUGCCUUAUUUCAAACACAAUGUUUGAGUAUAAGGUCCAAACUUAAAAUGUGCACA
Molecule: messenger RNA, 2194 nt
Organism: Suncus etruscus (white-toothed pygmy shrew)
Lineage: Eukaryota; Metazoa; Chordata; Mammalia; Eulipotyphla; Soricidae
Gene: MPP7
Product: MAGUK p55 scaffold protein 7
Exons: 17
Coding region: 269-1999 (576 amino acids)
Biological process (GO): protein localization to adherens junction
Cellular component (GO): cell-cell junction; plasma membrane
Molecular function (GO): protein binding
Source: RefSeq, a predicted model, not a curated record